AUGAAUUCUCUCAGUGGGUAUGUUUAAUAUCUAUUUGUUUCCUAUUCUAUUUGAAGAAAGAACCAAAUUGUCCUUGAUUCUUCUUUAGAAGUUGCAUGUUGAUAAAUUUCUUAUCAUUCUGAGAAAGAAUGUCAAAAUUCAGGCUAACCAAUGUGAAUGUAUGCCAUAACCAGAGCAUGCAGGAUCAGGUGAUUGGUACAUGUAGACAUCACUUUUUAAUUUGUCAAAUGUACAUAUAUUUAAUAAGCAUAAAUAUCCAAUUCUGUUAUCUUCCUAGUCAUAACCAUUACAAUUAUUUCUUCAAAUGUGAUUAGUGCAUUAGUUGCUUUAUUUUUCACUAAUCAUUUUGUACAGUAUAAUCAAACAGUUAACCAUAAUCAGACACCUGUAAUUGGACAGUUGAAGUAGCAAAUCAUACUAAGUCCACUCAGCCAAAUCCACCAAUCACAGAAUUAAUCAUAUUGACCAUAGUAAUGACCACUUAUCCAUUAUUGAGCACUUUGCUUCUAUUGCCAUAAUUAUAGGGCUGAAAUAAACUUCUCUGUGAAAACAGUAUUUGAUUGACAAAUUGCCUUAAGUAUUCAAAAUUUUACAUAAUAAUAGUUGAGCAUUUGAAAUCAUUUAGAUGAGAACUUGACUUGUCUGAUGAACUUUUCUCCUAAUUGAUCAGGGGCCCAAGUCAAGUAUUUGGAACGAAUCGGGGAUUUGGUGGUCUGGUCAAGCCAACAGUAGCUUGUCUAAGCAUGAGAGGAUUUCCAGAUUCUGCGGGUAAUUAGUAUUCUUUGUAUUGUUCAAAUGCAUGGUAAUCAUUAUACAUGAACAUGUAGUUUCUGUAAUGUUUGAGAUUGAACCAAAGAAAAUUGGGUUUGAACCCAAAUGAUGAAAGAAAACCAUAAUAUAAACUCCUGUAAGAACUGCCUAAUCUGCAAAGCCUUUCCUUCCCACAAAGCCACUGUCAUGACAUCUUCCAUUGUACAACAUCUGUACAAUACAUAGCAGCAUGGCUUAAGUCUUUAGUAGUUUUAAUGAAUCAAGAAAUGUGAAACAGAUGGAAGGAGAGAUAUGUCAUGUAUGAGAUUCAGUCAUGAAAGAAUAAAGGUGUUCCUAACAUUUACAGGCACAUAUUUAAAAAAUUAAUUUUCUGUCACAUCCCAGAAGCAAAUAUUUUCCAAUAUAUUCUAAGUUAAAAGGCAGAAAAAGGGAAUAGACUUGUUGCAAAUAAUGUUGACAUGCUUGUUAUUGCUAGAAGUGUUAACAUGCAUGUGUUUCUGGACUGAAGGACAAUUUAAUGGAAAGAGUUUGUCUCCCCAAGUCCCCUUCAUUUUCCCUUCCCACACAUAUUUUGGUUGGCGGCCCUUAGUUUUUGCCAUAAUGGAUUAGCACCCACCUACCACCUUCACUUACAUGUAGUCUGUUACACAUUUUUGACUGAACUUGAGUGAAUUUAUAUUAAAUGAUUAUUCAGGGAACCGUGCUGGAGGCAGUUGUGCAAGUGAAGCAGCAUAUGACUGUUCCCAAGAGGAAGGGGAGGUGUGUAGUGUCAACAGAUUAAUUCAGCAGACCAUAUUCAAUUGUUUUAUUUUUCUAGGAAAGUUAACAUAAAAGUACAUCCACUGUUGGGUUGUUGAAGAGGCUUUAUUGGGCUGGACUGUUUGGGACAUUUUGCUGUCCCUUUGUAGAGUAUAUGCAGACACUAACAAAACCUUACCAAUACUCUAGAGGCUUGUUAUUCUCAAGAAACUCCAUUAAUAUCAUCAUCCAUCUUACAGCUAGUUUUGUAAACCUUUUUCCAUGCUAAGGUACUUAUCAAUGUUACCAAUCACACUUCCACCCUAAUAUGGAUUAUGUAUGGGUGUGUCUCCCUAAUCUGGGACUGUGGGUUUCAUUUGUCUUCUGGGACUGAGAUGAUUUGUUGCUCUGUUUAAUGAAUGAGAGAUAUUUGCUAUGUCUAUCUUCAUUCAUUUUAACAUUAUUCAUGUCUUAUAAAUGUACAGGUUGGUAUUGCCAUGCUUUAUGGAGAUGAAGAAAGUGUUUUCAGAAACUUCUCGCUUGAUAAUUAUGAGAAAAAGUUUUCCAAGGAGAAGGCUGUUACCCUUACAAUUCUGCUGAAAGCUAAAAGGUAGCAGUCAAAGUACUUGUCAAGUUAAUUUGAAUUGCCUUUUUAGACCUUCUGAGGUUGGGGCCUUUACUUUAAACAUGACUUUGUACUUAAACUGAACCAUCUUGAACAUAAACUUUACCCAAACUGAAAAGCUCAGGACAAUGUAGUCACCUCACUUUUUUUUUCUAAUUUUUUAGAUAAGAGAGAAUAAAAACUUUUGCUGGUUUGCACUUCGUUUGGAAGAAAUUAUGAUCAUGCAAAAAGUGUUCCUUUUUCUGAAGGCAUUCCUUGGAAGUCUUUCAUGUAUCAGAAACUGAUUUAAAAAAAAAAAGAGCUACAACAUUUUGCCAGGAAAGAGGAUUUGUCACAUAGAUCAUUUCUUAUAAAUGAAGCACAAACCAGUAAAAAAGCUCAGAGUCACAUUAGUCUACUAGGCAAGUAUGAGUCAUCUAUAAAAAAUUCAUUUUCAUCUGUAGCACCAUGAAAAGGACUUAAAAAAAGGAUUGGGCAAUCAUUGCAUGUUUCUACAUUAUAUUUGUAAACUUGAUCCAUUCAUUUAUUUUUGUCCAUCAUUUUUUGGCAACAAUUUUUCUUUUGAGUAUAUAAGUGUUGUAUUUAAAAAAAUACAUCUAUCCACUGAACAGAUUCUUUUUUCUCAUUAAAUGCAGUAUGGGGGCCACAGGGGGUGAAACCUCUUCACAGCCUCACCUUCCAUCAGGAGCUUGCUCAGGAGCCACAGGUCCAAAGUCCACUCCAUGUCCACCUCCAGUGCCUGAGUGAAGAUGUUGCUAACAUAUUAAGGAGCCUUUUGAGGGGCUGUGCUACAUAGUGAUUCCUCAGGCAGCUGUAAGGCUGUCAAAAUGUAGAUGUAAUGUGUCAGUCAAAGUAAACCCAACCCCCUGCCAUUGUGAGAUAUGUGGGGCUUUGGUAGGGAUUCUUUAAGUUACUGGCAGCCCUUCAUGUCUUGAGUAGAUAGGGAAUCAUACAUUUAUGUCACCUGUAGUCUGGAAAAUUGAAUACAUUUAUGUCUCUACCCUGCAGUCUUAGAUGGAAAAUUGAAAAAUGGUGCUGUAAUGUAUUAUAAGUUACAUUGAAUAUGUGCAUUAAACUGAAGCAAACUGACAUUAAUUGUAAGUAGUUUCAUAAAAGGAAAACAAUUUAAGUUAGAUAUUUUCAAAAAAAAAUAGCUUGUCAGGGUUUGGCUAAUCAGAAAAUACUAUAUAGGGGGAGUUUACUUUUACUGGUGUAUUAAUAUAACUUUAUUUUGCCAUGACAACUACCAUAAAGCUGAGCUAUGCAUUGUGUGCAUUCAGUGGCUUAGAGUAUAGCAUGGUAAAUACUUACUUAGUCAACCUCUGCCAUGUUGGUAAUUAAUAUUCCUGUGGGUGAAACUGAAAGCUGAAGCUAGCUGCAGAAUGAACUCUUAUUGGAGUUCCUAGGCUCUGAGUAUAGUUACUAUAAUAUUGACUAGAUCUUGAGAUUGUUGUCACAUACAACAGUGGUAGAUAUUAUUAUUAUUAUUAUUAUUAUUAUUACUACUAUUUUUUUUUAGUUGGGCUUAGUAAUCUGAUGAUGUGGUUCAAAUAACUUUCUAAGCUUUGAUGUACAACUUGAUCUGCAUCCAUCACUAAAUAUCAAGAAUGUCCCACUCCUUGAUGUUAUGUACUGCAUUUAGGAGAAGUUAUAUUAUAACAAUGAUCAAUUAAGGCUGUGAAGUAAACUGCUCAUAACUUAUUAAGCAAAUUCUGCUGACUGUGUUAAGUGGAAGUAUUAGUCCAGGGAACAGCAGAUUUAAAAUUAGUAACUUGCAGGUAAAAUCUUGAAACGUUAAAAAAAUCAAAGGUUGGGAUCAAUAUGAGAUAAUUGGUUUUAUGAACUGAAAUGAUAGUGUAAAUUGGUCUCCUUAAAGGGUUUUUUGAGCAUGAGUCCUUUGUCAGAGCAAAUGAGCAUAAUAUUGUGGUUACAUGAAAAAACCAUUAACUUAAAAAAAAAUUUGUGACCAUGGCAGUAAUUAGCAGAAAGAUGGUAGAUAUUUAGUUUAUUAAGAAAUAUGUUAGGUAGUGAGUUUUAUGGUGAUUCUAGAUAGUAUGUUUUAUGGAACAAACUUUUUGUUAUUGUUUCAAUAAUAAUGAGUUUUGUUGUUUUUGACAUUAUUUGUAACAGAGUAGAAUGUGUUAUAGCUAGAGGCUGAGUACAGGAGUACAGUGGCUUGGUUGGCUUGGUUUGCUGUCUUCAAUUUUUUCCAAAACAUUUCAAAAAUUACUGUACAUGGAUUGGGUUAUGCAGCCCAUAGUCAGUUGGCAUACAUUGUUGUUACAGAAGCCACACUCAAAUAGUGGUAGUCCAGCAGUUUUCUAACUAGUUUAGUAUGACAGAUUUGAUUGUGUGGGAAAUUUGAAGCCCAGUUGUCAUGCAAUCACAAAUUUGGUCUUUCUUGUGUUUAAUAGACAUGCCAAGUUCGUGGAAAACUAAGACAGCAGUGCUGAUUCGUGGCUCUUAUUUUCAGCUGUAUGUUUGAGUGUCCUCAGGGUUAAGGUUGAAUGCUCUUAUGUAUUUUAGAAAAUAAAUGGUAUUGUUUAUAUGUAGUUGUUUUGAACAAAUGGGAAUAUCACUAAAUACUAGGUGAUGUGCUUCUGUAUCACAAACAUAGAAAUCAGUAGAGAGGCAGUCUUGCAUCAUACUUUUGUUCAUGCCAGCUCACUUAGUAAAAGCAAUUUAACAUCACCAGACUGUUGUGUGAGCUGUUCGUAGGUUUUUCUAGUGCAAGUAAAAGUACAGUCGUGUUAGGUACUAAAGAUAUCACCUGGGGAUUUGAGUUCAGUUUCUCAAUUGCCAAGCUUUUUAAGGCAUGAUGUGCUUCAUUUGUACACCUAGAAGCCAUUUUCCUUCCCUCCCAUCCCUUCCAGUUGUUCAUUGUGGUGGUGGUAUUUCUUAUCUGUUCUAGUUUUCUGUAUCAGAAAGCCUCUCUAUUUACAGUAUAUGUAAGUAGCAAUUUGAUUAUUAAGUAAACUGAACCUUUCUUAAAUAAAUGAAAAAAUUAGUUGAUUAGUAAACUUGACUUGAUAAAGGCUCUCUUUGUCUCAAAUAUUGCUUGUAGUCAUACUAUGUUGUUUAAUUUUAUAAAUUGAUAUUAAGCCCUACUAGGAAUUUAACUUUUAAAUAGAAAAUGAAAAACUAACUUAAAGCAAAGGAAAACAUUUCACGCUCAUAGAGUGGGGCUGAGAUCUAUAUUGUUACUAUCGACCAAAGAUAGCGGUUGUACUGUGUGCACUUUACUGUGAUCAUUGGAAAAUAUCAACUUUGCUAAACACAGAGCGCUCUUAAAGAGAAACAGUGCAAACUUUUGUUGCUGAAAGUCAUCAAAAAAGUGAGUUGAACGGAAAAACGGAAGUCGUCGAACCGGAAGUGAACUAUUAUACGCCCUGUACUUGCAAUAUGGCGGAGUUAAGAGUCGCGUUACGAACCUUUUCGAUGGCUCGCCUUUCUAGGAAAGCUUUCACGAUAGAUAAGUGGUAAGUUAUGAAUGACUCGUAAGAGAAUCCACAAGAUGACAUGAUUAAAGUACGUUUGGAAAAGAUUGUGGUUAUCGAGAGUUUUAAGAAGAGAUUCAAACGCGGAAUUAUUUUGACGCAAUUAAUAUGGCGAACUUGAGAACGAAAUCGCUGUAAAAGUCGCUUUCCUCAAAAUCAGACCAUUCGAAUAUCAAUGCUUUUCACUGGCUCUAUUAAAAGAGAAGAGCAUUCUGUGUUUUACCUCACGAUGCUAACCUUUGUUUGCUUAAGCAUGUUACUUGGAAAUGUAGGCAUCGCGAUAGUUUUGUUAAGGAGCCAAAAUCAAGUCGUAAUCCAGCAGAAACCAGCUUGAUCGGAAAAAAGAGACUGGCGCUCGCCCGUUCAAGUGUCAUUAACACUAUAUAUCCAAGUGGCAAUGGCUGCUAGAUUUGUACAAGUGGUUGUAUGGAUGUUUACGAUUUAAUUAAGCAAUUGGUCAUAUACAUCUGUUGGUUAUUAGUGAACACUUAACAUGUAAGUUAGACACAUUAUUUUCUGCUUGUUAGGUUGAUUUUCACCCACCGCUUCCUCCCCUUUCCUUAAAUAAAUUUUAACUGCAGGAAGUAACCAGGGAAUGAACUGCAGACCUUUCACUUGUACCUAUCACCUUGGCAUUCUUGGCGGGUACCUUCCGAUCUUUUACAAUGUAAGUUACCCACAACACAGUUGGGUCAUGAGGGGAGGUAGGGCUUCUUGCUCUGCUGGGUAAGUUUGCCAACGUGGCUGAUAUAUUCACUUCAGUUGUCAGUCUAACUGCCUGAUGGUUUGGGUCUCAUAUCAUUACCUUGGGAUUUUUCUGUCACAUGGACUAGCUCUUGCUGAGAGAUUGUGUCUGCUAAUAUCCCCACUUAGUGUCUUUGCUUUGCGGUUUGUGUAGUCUGUGUAUGCUAACCACACAAUCCAGUUUUAAAGGUUGCACUAUUACCACCAUGCUUGCAGUUAUCUUUUUUCAAUUUUAAGAAAUGUUUUGUUUUUUAGGAUUUGAUGGUUUGUGAAAUUUCAUACAAUUGAUACUACAGGCGGCCCAAGCUCCAGCUGUUAGAUGAUCAUCUUGCGUAAUAAGAGUCAUGGUGAAAUUAUAAGAGUUUGUAUAGGGAUAUUUACAACUACUCUUAAGAAUUAAAAAUAUAGUCAAACUCUCAAUAAAUACACUUCACCUUACUUCCGUGUGCAUCACUUGUUAUCUAGCUUACUAUGUUUAAAAGAACCCAUUUUAGCUAGUUAUCCAUUUCUAGGGUUACUAUAUAAGAUGGCUUCUCUAACCAUUGAUGCACUGUGGACGUAAGGUGAGGUAUUUUUAGCAAGAAUUUGACUGUAAUUUUUUAUUCCUAGGAGUGAUCAUAAAUGUUCCCAUACAAACUCUUUUAAUUUUGCCAUGACUCUUAUUUCACAAGAUGAUCAUCUUACAGCUGGAACUUGGGCCACCUGUGUUGAGACUUAUAGUUUCUAAGCCUGUGUACAUAUAUUACUGUGUUACUUUUAUUUUCAAAUGAGCAUGUAUGUAUGCAUGAUAAUUUCUUGGGAAACUGAAAGAUCUAACAAAGAUUUCAUAGUAUAGUGCUGUAUUGUAUGAAAACAAAAGAAAGAAAAUUUUUACCAAAAUAGUUAUUCUUGCUUACCAGAUAUGGCAAUAACAUGUACUCAUGAAUAUAAAGACAGAAAAUUCUAAUUAAUUUAUAAUUGUCCCAUGACACACUCAAGGAAGCAGAGGAGUAGAAAGAAAGAGAAGAAAAUGAAGGAGAAAAAUGAUCAUUUUCUAAAAAGGGAACAGUUGUCUAUGCAGUCACAGUUAUCUUGGUCAGAAAGCAAAGUAUUAGAAGAGCUGAUGUUGUACUCCAUCAGCUCAUGGAUAACACAGAGAGCAUGGAAGUCCCACAUGUUAGGCCUGAAGAAUCAGCCAGUAGUGAACAGACAGAAAUUUUUGAUGUGGGAAAGACUAAAGAUAGUGUAGUGGAAUCAAAAACUAAAGAAUCAGAGCUGGGAGAUGUAGAGACAACAACUCUAUCUGGAACAUCUCAAAAGGAGCCUUGUGAGGAAGUCUUAAAUUCUAAGAACCAAGCAGAUUUGAGCAAUGGGAAAGGUAAUUCAGUCCUAACUGAGACGACAAAUCCUCCGGUGAAUGAUAAUUCAUCUGAGAGCAGGGAAUUUGAAGAUGGUGAGGGAAAUGUUGCAGAUUCAGUGGUAGAUAAUCAGGAGAGAAGCCAAGAAGGUACAUUACUUCAGCCAUCUUUGAAAGGUGUUAAAUAGUGUAUGUAGGGCUUAGCUGUUCACUACAAUGUUAGAUGAUUAAUACAAAAAAUGUUCUUAAGGGGUGCUAGCUCUUUUUAAACUAAUGAAUUAAUGUGAUUUUAUUUAUUGUUAAUGAGUGUUUUCACUGACAUUUUUCACAGUAAAAAGUGUUGUUGUAGCUCCAACUUUCUCUCUGCUUUAGAUGCAUUUCUUUGACAGUUUCAAUUUAGUUUAAUUUUCCUAACAUGCUAAAAAUGUGCAUUCUAGAAACCCUCUGGGCAGAAUUAUCCUACUGUAUCAGAAACAAAUUAUACAAGUUUAUGUUUCUAUGUUCAAUAAGUGAGCGUAAAAUCACCAUUUGUUUCAAUCUUUGCACAUACAUGGUGCAUCCAAUACUGCUGGUCCUAGCAUCGAGUGAAAUAGGGGAACACUUAGGAUGUAUGAACCCAACAAUCAUUACCUUACCCAUCACAUCAAAUAUUGCUCUCACAUUUGUCUCUGCCACACACUCAUGACACACUACUUUAUAGUUUUCUUGUUUAUUUUAUUUCUAUUUUUUUCAUUUUCUUUUUUAGACAAUAGGCUAAGUAUUGCCUAAGUUUUGGUCAUUAUUUAGUGUAUAUAUAAUCAGAUUGUGAAAGCCUGUAACAAAAGCCAAAGAUGAGGUUAAACCUGUCUUCAUUACUAGCCAAAAUUAAAUAUAAUCUACUUUUGUGAAAUAAACUUACAGUGUAUAUGUGCAUCAUGAGGGGCUUUUAAAUUAUUGCUCAUAGGUGAAGGGCAAGAUCCAGGCACUUGUGAUGAUGCAGGAGCACAAUCAAAAGACAAAACACUCAAAAUUACAGAGACGUUGGAAAACAACAGAGAAAAUGUUAGCAACUUAGACAGACAAGGUAAGGAGAAAACUAAUGUCUUGUCUGAAGCCCUUUCACUCCCUGGAGUGACCAACAAGGAAUUUCUUCUUUAUUUACGAUAUCUAUACAUUCUCAAUUUUCUGUGAAAAUGUGUACUGGCAGCUUGCAUUAUGAUAUGUCAUAUUACUUCAUUAUAAAAUGUAUUUUGGUUAUGGUUGAAAUAUAGACCCUGUACAGUUAAUGUAUUAACAGAACCAUGCACUAUGUCAACAGAUCCAUUCAUUUUAGUCUGGUACUCAUUAUUUUUUAAGAGAUGAGUCCCAUUGACUCACUAAUGGAAAUUUCUAACAAGCACUGCCUCAGUGCAGGUAUUUUCAAUUUCAAGGGUUUUUGUUCCUUAAUGUGAAUAACUAUGCUAUAUUUGUUAAAAUAUACAUUUUAUUUGAAUGUCCUUCUUUAAAUACAGCAAAGGGGGAGUCUGCACCAUCAUCUCCAGUAGAAUGCUAUACCAGUGAGUCUUCUUUAUACUCUGAUUCUGAUGGUGAGAAUGCUGGAUCAUUGAAGAAAGAAUCAAAGUUGCUCUCACGUGGGUCUGUGCAGGGAGCAAGUGCCAGUGAAGAGCUGCUUGAAUGCAACAUGACAAACACAGAGAAACAGAGGGUUUCUCUAGAUGAAACUCUAGAGUCAGUGAAAGAUGGCUUGAACCAUUCUGAAGCAUCUCAAAAGGAUCUGAGUGGUGACAAAGUCGUCCAUUGUAAUAACACGGAGGAAAUGAGCACUAAAAGAGACGACAACACUGGUGUACCUAUCCCAGAUAUUGGUGUUAUCACUGAUAGUAAGGAAGGUAGCAAGGGAAAUGUUGAAGAGUCCAAAGAGCAAGAUGUGGAAACUACAACCAAAGGAGGUAUGAAAAAAAUGCUUACUCUAGAAUUGGGGAGGAGGGAGGGCCUCUUUAGAAGUUUGGGUUGAAGUGAACUGCUUGUGGUGAACAAUUUUUAAUUGUAAAACCCUCCAUAUUUAAUCAAACAAGUGCCUUGUUAUCAGUCUAAUGAAGCUUAUGGCUAUCUGUUGUGUAAAAUCUAACUCUACAGAACCAGUGCUUGCAAGUGUAGAAAUGACAACCUGUCCUGAAGCAUCUCAAAAGAAUCCCAGUGGUGAUGAAGUGGUAGAAUAUAAUGACCUGGAGAAUUUGAGCACUGAUAAAUGUGGAACUUGUGUCCCUACAGCAAUGCCUCCUAACAUGUCCUCAGUUCCUCCAGAAGCUGGUGAUAUCACCAUUAGUAAGGAAGAUAACAAGGGAAACUUUGAGAAGUCCAAUGUGCAUGAUAAGGAAACUGCAACCAAAGAAGGUAUCAAUGAAAAAUGAAUACCAUAGAGUCGGGGGGGGGGGCUCUUUAGAAGUUUGGGUUGAAGUGUACUGUUCAUGGUGAACAAUUUUUAAUUGUAAAACCCUCCAUAUUUAAACAAACAAGUGCCUUGUUAUCAGUCUAAUGAAACUUAUGGCUAUCUGUUGUGUAAAAUCUAACUCUACAGAACCAGUGCUUGCAAGUGUAGAAAUGACAACCUGUCCUGAAGCAUCUCAAAAGAAUCCCAGUGGUGAUGAAGUGGUAGAAUGUAAUGACCUGGAGAAUUUGAGCACUGAUAAAUGUGAAACUGAUGUCCCUACAGCAAUGCCUCCUAACAUGUCCUCAAUUCCUCCACAAGCUGGUGUUAUCACCAUUAGUAAGGAAGAUAACAAGGGAAACUUUGAGAAGUCCAAUGUGCAUGAUAAGGAAACUGCAACCAAAGAAGGUAUCAUUGAAAAAUGAAUACCUUAGAGUCUGGGGGGGGGCUCUUUAGAAGUUUGGGUUGAAGUGAACUGUUCUUGGUGAACAAUUUUUAAUUGUUAAACCCUCCAUAUUUAAACAAACAAGUGCCUUGUUAUCAGUCUAAUGAAACUUAUGGCUAUCUGUUGUGUAAAAUCUAACUCUACAGAACCAGUGCUUGCAAGUGUAGAAAUGACAACCUGUCCUGAAGCAUCUCAAAAGAAUCCCAGUGGUGAUGAAGUGGUAGAAUGUAAUGACCUGGAGAAUUUGAGCACUGAUAAAUGUGGAACUGGUGUCCCUACAACAAUGCCUCCUAACAUGUCCUCAGUUCCUCCAGAAGCUGGUGAUAUCACCAUUAGUAAGGAAGAUAACAAGGGAAACUUUGAGAAGUCCAAUGUGCAUGAUAAGGAAACUGCAACCAAAGAAGGUAUCAAUGAAAAAUGAAUACCUUAGAGUCGGUGGGGGGGGGGGGCUUUUUAGAAGUUUGGGUUGACAUUAACUGCUUAAACAACUUUUAAUUCUGACCUUCUCCAUAUUUAAACAAACAAGAGGAGAGUUACACUUACUUUCAAAGCUUCUGUAACAUAUCCCAUUACCUUGUACAGCAUUGUAUUGUGAUAUAUUAUUUCUUCUGGGCUUAAUCAGCUUGUAUUGUGUAUCAGUGUUUUUUUUGGUACUCCUAGGAAAGGCAGAAUUAGAUUUUAAUUGUAGAUACAUAUUCAAGACGGACUCUCACUCCCAAGAUUUCAUGUAGUAAUCCUCCUCACUGUCUGUCAUAAAUGUACAGUUUGUGUGACAUUAGUUCAGAGAAUUUGUUAUUGGAUCAACUAAUAGUCUCCUGAUAGGAAUUUUCUGUAUUUUCAUCACUUGUCUAAUUGACAUUGUAUUAAUGAGUCAUAUAAAUUCACUUAGAAUUUUUAUGAAAAUGUUAUGUGUUAAUUUGAAUUCUCAAAAUUUCUGAAUUUUCAGUUGCAGAAAAAUCAGAAGUCACCAAUGAAGUGACAACUACAAGCACAACAGGUAUGAAAACUACAUAAUUAUGAAAUAUAAUAUUAUUAAUUGUAUAGUGACUUUUAAUCCUGCAAAGUGUUUUUACCACAAUUUGGGGGUACUGUCAUAAUCUGAAUGGCCAAUUUGCUGUUGUUGAUGAUAGUACAAACAAUGCUGCACGUAGAAAUGUGUCAAGCAAUGCCUUUAUUACAUGUAGCUCUCAAACAUGGAUGGCUGUUAAAUUUUACAGCUGCAUUCUGUGAGUCUACAACAUUUUGACCACAAUGAUGACAAAUAUCAUUGUCAAUAACAGUACAGACCAUGCUAAACCACUAAUGAUUUGUUAACCAUCUCUGAUGAGAAUGUUAUGUUGAUCCAAACCCUCAAAAAAGUAUAUACAUUCAUCUUAACUCUUUAACUCCCAUGAAUGACCAAAACAGAAUUUCUCCUCACAAUAUCAAUACAAUAUCAACCAAAUAAAAAAUUAGUUGAUCCAAUACUAAAUUCUCUGAACUAACAUCAUAAUAAUUGUAUGGUUUAAAGUAAGGGGAAUUACAAAUUUGAUCUGGGAGUUAAAGGGUUAAGUCAGUCUUCUUGGAAGAGACAGCUAGAGAUCCUAUGUUCAUUGAGUGAGAUGUGGUUCUCUGAAUUUCAUGUUGCAGAAACAGACCCACAUGGUGUAAUAUCUGUUAUGAACAACCUGGAUGAACAAAUAAUACUUCCUCCUGAAAAGGAAAAGUCUGUUCGACAAAUUGAAAGCACCAAUUCUAAAGGAUUAUCUCCUGUCGAAAGCAAGUCAGAAUUGAAUAGUUUUGAUGGAGAUAAAAGCCCCGAAGCAUUCAUCCAAUCUCAAAUUACAGAAACAAUCAUUGAAGGAACAUCCUCCACAAUCAAUUCAAAAGACAGUGAAAUGCUUCCAGCUGGAAUUGGAAAUGUAAAAACACAACUAAAAGUAAGUGAAGAUUCUGAGGAGUCCUGUCCUGUGGAAAAAACAAGUGAAUCUGAUGUUAACAAAGGCAUUGUUUCAGAGGAAGAGGAAAGUGCCAGUGUAGGGUCUCAAGAGUUCAACCUCCUGUCAAGUAUUCUCUCUUCAGAUCAUGGGGAAUCUGAGUCCACUGGACAGGGUAUUAUCAGAAUCUCCAAUGCAUCAAUUGAGGAAAUUGGGUCAGCAUUGGGUCAGAUAUUUCAAAUGAUCGCCUCAAGGGAGGGUGGAGCCUCAUCUGGCGCCUCAUCAGAUGAAGAAGACCAAAUUUCAUGGCGACCUGAACCAUACCGCAAAGCAGGCUAUUCUGUGGUGAUCAGCAACAGCAAGCUCUGUGAAAGCACUGAGGAGAAAGCAGUGGUCACAAUGGAGAGUGGAACAGAGUUUUUCAUAUCAAUUGGAAAUAACAAUGAUCGUGGUAGGUAAAUAAUGGGCAAAUGUUUUGUCAUUCUCCAUGGGCACCUCCUCUAGGAGGUUUUUUUUCAAGUGGGAGCCUUUUCCCCUUCCCUGGCUUUACUGGAUUAGUACUUUUACAUGACAAAGGAUGUGGAUAUUGAUUUUGGCUAUCACCCUCACUCAGCCUGAAAAAAAUACUGCUAGUAGAUCCCAAUUAUGUAUCAUUACAGCUGAAGAAACCAAUUUGUUCCUUUUCGAGUUGCAACUAACGAUUUUGAGAUCCAUGUAUUUGAUUGUUUAUUAACAAUCCUUGAUGAUUAAGUUGGGACAAAUAACUUCCCUGAACAACUUUGCUUCUGUGUAUAACCUAAGGAUCAUACUUAUGCAGACUUAGCAAUGUUAUAUAUCAACAGAAAAAAACAAAUCAUAACAAGUCACAUUUUUGGCAAAAAUUGAGGUAGUGCUAUGUUCAGUUAAAUCUUUCACUCCCAAGAUCUCAUUUAUUUUAAUUAGUAAUUCUCCUUACUGUCUAACAGACAUCUUGUUAUAAUGUGAAUUUGGAGAAUUUGGUAUUGGAUCAACUAAUAAUCUCCUAAUUGAUAUUUUUCUUCAUUCUCAUAACUCACGUGCUUGAUAUUGUAUUGAUGUUGUAAGAAGAAAUUCUGUCCUGGUCGCUCAUAGGAGUUAAGUGUCAAGAGCACCCUAGGAAUACAUGCUUCAUGUCUGAUCCUAAAUUUGAAAUAAACACCUAAGGUGCUUAGUCAAGAAUCUGUGGUAUUCUUAUAAUUGGUGCAUGUAGGAAAGAUACACAGAGUGUAGACUAUUACACUUUUAAGCAAAAAGCUUUACAGUAACACUGAAAUUGAGGGACAAUAAUAAGCAUUAAAAAGUAUUUUUGGGCAUUGUCAGAUAUUUCUUAAACUCCACUAUAAAUUAUUGUGUACUAAAGAAGUUUAAUUUGUUCAAUUUCUUUCUCUUAACUGUAGCUGCUGAGGUAGACAUCACAUUUGGUGGAAUAUACCUUGGUGUUUGGUUGGUGGAGGCAAAGCAGUCACUAUCUAAUCCACUGAUUAUUGAAGGCUGUACUUGGGCAGCAGGUCGUUUCAAAUUCUUCAGUGCUUCAGAUAAGAAGAAACUACAGCCUAAUGCUGAUAUCUAUGGUGAGAGAGCAGAAGUAGAUGGUUUGAUUGAGCUGAAAUUCAAGCCUGAAGCUGAUACCAUGAAAAUGUUUGUGCAUCAUGUGCGAGAACAAGGAAGUUAUCGUCUUGUUCCAGUAACAGUGGCUGAUCCUAGGACAGCAACUAUUGCUGACUUGAAACAAGAAAUUAAAGGAAGUUGGGGAUCCAGUAUCUCCUGCCUGUUGAAAGGGGGCCAGGUUUUACAAGAAGAAGAAACCAUCAGGUACAGUCUUUUACCUUAUGUAGAGUGUGCCAGGAGUGAUCAAUUAAGAUAAGUUAUUUUAAUCUUGCAUAGAUGGUUUUUUGGAUGGACAUGGUCUGUAAAUUGACUUGGUGUCUCAGACUUGCAUAAGUGUAUCCCAGGCUAUAAUUUAACCAGUAUAUCUUAGUGAAACAGGGUUGUUUCUGAUAUCUUUAUUAGAAGUUUACUAUAUAAAUGUUCCACAUCAUGCUGUGUUGUUUCCCAAGCAUUGCCUUAUAGCCAUUGCCAGGAAACUUAAAGCUCUCAUGAAAAUUAUUAGUACUAAAACUUAGCUUGUUUUGUUUCUUAAGCUCUUAUGACUUGGGUGAAAAUGAAGUGAUUGAGGUUGUUAAUGCUACAGAGGAACUGACUAUUGAAGCAGUUGGGAGAGACCCAAUCACUCUGAUGGUGGAUCCCAAAAAUAUUUCUGUGAAAGCUCUUAAAGAAUUCAUCACAGCACGAUUCAAAAUACCAGUAGACCAACAGCUUCUCCAGUUCAAAGAACAGGAUGGUGUUGUAGACUCCAAGUCAAUCACCCAUAUGCUUCUUACGUCAAGGAAGACACCAGUGCUGGUGGUUAGCAGAGAAGAACCUGGGUAUGUUACAUUUUUGUCAUAUUAAUCAACACCUCUCUGUGAGAGGAAUUGCUGGGAAAAUGCUUCUUAAUCCUUUACACCCUAAUAUUAGUAUGCAUAUUCUCUAUACUGUUUUCUAAACAAAUCUUAUGGUGCUGACAUGGAAAAUUUGUCUAUCAAUCAAUAAAAUAUUUAGCAGGUAAUUUAGUGUUAACAACUGGGUUGAAAACGUAAAUUAGCCACCGUAAAGGGUAAAAAAGCUGACGUUUCGAGCGUUAGCCCUUCGUCAGAGCGAUUAGAGGAAUUGUGGGUUGUGUGUGGAUUUAUAUGUAGGAAGUGGAGCUACGCCAUUGGUGGGAAUGUGGUGACGAGAAAACAGGAAUAAAUUAGUUUCAUUCAACUAAUUUAUUCCUGUUUUCUCGUCACCACAUUCCCACCAAUGGCGUAGCUCCACUUCCUACAUAUAAAUCCACACACAACCCACAAUUCCUCUAAUCGCUCUGACGAAGGGCUAACGCUCGAAACGUCAGCUUUUUUACCCUUUACGGUGGCUAAUUUACGUUUUCAACCCAGUUGUUAACACUAAAUUACCUGCUAUACUCUCCCACCGACGCAGCACCACAGUUUCUUUAGAAACUUACCCCUUUAAUAAAAUAUUUAGUUGGUGAUCAUUUCCUUUGUUCUCAUGACCUUACUGUGUGGCACAGGGGUUAUACCGUUGGGAGAAAUUAGGAACUAGUCAUUCUCAGUGUUGUUGCCAGAUGACAAUUGGACUUGGCUGAUUCGUUUUUUUUAAACAACUUUAUUCACUCAUGUUACUCCAAACUCCUGAACUCAACUUGUUUUUUAUCUCACACAUGAGCACAUGGCCCAUGGCAACGAGCCGACCUGUCAAUUCACAUAGCAACACAAAGUAAAACAAUUGUUUGUUUGAUGCUUGCUGAUUGAUUUACUCCAUAUAUUCCUUGUCGCUCAAAGAACUGAAGACUCUAGAGGAUUGGACACCAGAGCAACAUCUUGCGAAGGUAGUCAUUAACAGUUAACACUUAUUCAUUAAAGUAGAGGUAAAUAGUGGUAGAUAUUUAUCAAGAAGCAAAGCCUGAAGGUAAGUAUCUGCCACUUUUACUGAAACUGAGGUUAAAAAAUUCUGUAAUCAUACUCGUAAUUGACAAAUCAGACUCCUGCUUCACAGUCAUCCAAUUUUGUUGAUCACUUGCAUGAUUACAGACCCAAAUUGGACUCCACCCGGUCCUAUUGCCAUCAAUUUCAUUAUCAAUUUCAUUUACAUGAUCACAAUUACAGAUCAAGGGAGCCGAGCUGAAGACAGCUGUAAACUGAAUGAGGAAUCUAAUGACUCAGGAGACAAUGACCAGGUAGCUACUAUUUGUGAAUUUAUCAAUAACACCAUGAGAUUGUAUUGAUUUAGGUACCUUCCCUUAAGAAAGUUAUUACAUUAUCAUGCCCAGAUAAAAAAAGGUACCAGCUUAUGAAUUUUGUAAUGUAUGGAGCCUUUAAAAAAGUGUCUUAUAACAAAGUGAUAUUUGCUUUUUCACAUAUUUACACAGAAUGGUGUUGCUAUUCUUUAUGGAAAUAAAGAAAGUGUUUACAAACAUUUUCGAGAAGAUGCAAUGGACCGAAAGUUUUCAAGGAAGAAGGCUGUCACACUUUUUAUUCAGCUGAAAGAUAAGAGGUAGUAUACUUUUAGGAGAUUUUCACAUUUCUGAUAUAUUUGUAUGAGGACUGUAAAGCUUUCCAGGUGAUUGCAGGACCGCAAAUGAUCCUAAUGGAAACAGCUGAUGAUCUUGUUAAAAAUUUAGGAAUGGUGUUUGUUUUUCUUUUGAAGAUCUGCAAACAGCUAUUACAUUGCAAAUCCAAAGUCAAAACCAUGAAUAAAUGAAAUUAACGAAAGAAAGGUUAAAGAACAAUAAAUUAAGAGAUAAAUUAAAGAAGAUGGGUAUUAGGAAUAUAUUGAAUUGUAAUAUGAAAGAUAGCUAUGAUUAUUAGUAGGACUGAUUCUACUUUUUUAUAAAUUACAGCAAGAAAGCUGCAAAUGCUAAAACCAAACCUGAGCCCAAGCCCUUUGAGCAGCCAGGAACCAGUUCGUCGAGACCAAAAGGAUGCACGUCUUCUCUUUACCCACCUGAAACACCUGACUGAAAUCCUGAUAUGUUGCUGGACUAUCAUUUAACCCCCUACCUCCUAGAAUUAAUUGACAUUUAGGUCCCUAUGGUAUCAAUGCAUCAUUCAGCAAGCAAACAAGUGAUGAGAAUAUAUACCUUAAUAUAAUUGCACAUUCUCCUAACCCUUUCACUUGCAUGUGUAACCAAGAUAAAAUUUCUCCUAAAAAUGUAGUCACAAUAUCAAGCAGACAUGUGUUGAGAAUAAUGAAAAAUAUGAAUAAGGGGAUUAUUAGUUGAUCCAAAAUCAAAUUCUCAGAACUAACAUCGUCAGAAAUAUAUAGUGGACCGUUAGGAGAAUUACUAAUGAGAUCGUGGGAGUGAAAGGGUUCAUCAGUUUACAAGAAAGUUUAUGGGCGCUAAAGUGAGAAUUAUGAAGUAGAUCACAGAAGUUAAAAUGUGACCAUGAAGUACUGUUAUUUGAUACAAUAUAACCACUAGUAUGAUAAUUGUUAGGAAUGGAAGACUGUUAAUCAAAAUAUUUACUUUUAAGCUUAUGGUGACCUAACAAUGUUUUAAACGUGAUUUUGUAUUUUUAGCAAAGUUUAAACUAGAAAUGAUUUUUAAGAACUCCAGUUUGGUGAGAGAUAAAAACAAUUGCAAUUAAUUGUAUUAAUCUAGGAUUCUCCAAGUUUAUAUAAUAGUAAAAAAGUGGUUUAGUGUGAAUGGAAACAGUUUUCCUACUCUGAUCAGAUAUCUUUAGAGCGCUCAAAAACCCUAGUUCGUCUCCCCCCCCCUCACCACCACCCACCACCACUUUGAAGUCAAACGAUUCUAACACAUAUUGAUCAAAGGAUCGAAGAUUGAAGUUGUGGGCGUGGCAUACCCAUAGAUACUAUUAUAUGAAUGUUAUGGGAGAGUUUUUCCUUUUUUAGCUUGUCAGAGUGUUGGGGAAUUGAACCAGCCACCUCUUUGGGUAAAGGUAGUGAAGUUUUUGCAAGCAGUGUUGCAAAACCCUUCAAAUUCAAUUUCUUUAAGUUAAAGAUUACUGUAAACUGCCUACAACCGAAGUUUUGUUACAGAGCUCAAAAAAGCUGUGAUUGCGAAACACAUUUUACUCGUCAUUGCUGUAGUUAAUUUUAAGCCCAUCCAAAUGCGUGUUAUAGAGUUGUUUGAGCCCAGGGCCGAUAAGCGAUAGAGUAAGGGAAAUGAGCCCCUUUAUACAAGCAAAAACCUGUAUUGGUAGCCCAGCCAGACAUCUGGCCCUGAUUUGAAGACUGGAUAACCCUAUCACCUGGAGAAAUCUGUAUCAAGUGGAUAGCGCAGAGCGUUUUGUCAGUAAGCAUGUGCUGGAUAGAAAUUUAUGCACUGAAUAGCGUCAACUGCCCUUUGAACAACUGGGCCUCAUAACUUAAAAUAAUCAUUGAAAUUGUUGGUUGGUAAAAGUUGUUUUCAAUGCAGAUAAAGAUCGUUUACAAGCUCCAAUAGAUAUGUAAAUUUAAAGUAGACUGAUUAAACUAAAUUUAAAAGGUGAUUGAGCAAUAAAGACUGUUGAUGUUAGUAAAGUCGACCAACUUAGGUUUAAACCUUGUUUCGUUUUCAGUUUCUUUAGUACGCAUCUUCUGCAAUUAGAACACAAAAAUCAAAAGCAAGACAAAGCGAAACACGCAGGUCAAAAUGCAACCGGCGAAAACAUCCCAUAG
Pocillopora meandrina is the source of this 18722-nucleotide messenger RNA. The record is from the annotation of a GenBank genome assembly. NCBI's taxonomy places the organism in Eukaryota, Metazoa, Cnidaria, Anthozoa, Scleractinia, Pocilloporidae.